Molecule: messenger RNA, 2862 nt
Organism: Oncorhynchus mykiss (rainbow trout)
Lineage: Eukaryota; Metazoa; Chordata; Actinopteri; Salmoniformes; Salmonidae
Source: RefSeq, a predicted model, not a curated record
UGUACACACCUCUCUCUGUCUGAAGGGAACAGAAAGGUGACCUGUACACGCCAAGUCCAACCAUAUCCUGACCAUCCAGACAGAUUCACCAACUGGUGUCAGGUUCUGUGUAGAGAGGGUCUGUCUGGACGCUGUUACUGGGAGGUGGAGUGGACUGGUGGUGUUGUUACAGCAGUCUCAUAUAAAGACAUCAGCAGAACAGAGAGAGAAUCAGGAAGUCCCUUCCCUUCCCACAAACUCUCUUCUGAGGAAACGAAACUGAUCAGAGUCUGUCUGUGUGAGAGUGAACAACCGUCCAAAUGGCUCAGCAGGGAGUUCUGCUGGACCAGGACCAGUUCUGUUGUUCUGUCUGUCUGGAUCUACUGAAGGAGCCGGUGGCUAUUCCCUGUGGACACAGUUACUGUAGGAGCUGUAUUCAGGGCUGCUGGGAUCAGGAUGUUCUGAAAGGGGUCUAUAGCUGUCCUCAGUGCAGAGAGACCUUCACUCCAAGGCCUAAUCUGAGGAAAAAUAACAUGUUGGCUGAGCUGGUGGAGAAACUGAGGAAGACAGGACUCCAGGCUGCUCCCCCUCCUGCUCUGUGCUAUGCUGGACCUGGAGAUGUGGCGUGUGAUUUCUGCACUGGGACCAGAAAGCAGAAAGCCCUCAUGUCCUGUCUGGUGUGUCUGGCCUCUUACUGUGAGACUCACCUCCAACCUCACUAUGAAUUUCCUGGUUUCAAGAAGCACAAGCUGGUCAAAGCCACGGCACAACUACAGGAGAAGAUGUGCUCUCAUCAUGACAAACUGCUGGAGGUUUACUGUCGUACCGAUCAGCAGUGUAUCUGUCUGCUGUGUACAAUGGAUGAACAUAAAGGCCAUGAUACAGUGUCAGCUGAGGCAGAGAGGACUGAGAAACAGAGGCAGCUGGGGAUGAGUCAGCAGAAGGUCCAGCACAGAUUCCAGGAGAGAGAGAAGGAGCUGAAGGAGCUCCAACAGGCUGUGGAGUCUUUCAAGCGCUCUGCACAGUCAGCAGUGGAGGACAGUGAUCAGAUCUUUACUGAGCUGAUCCGCUCCAUUGAGAGAAGGAGCUCUGAGGUGAAGGAGAUGAUCAGAGCCCAAGAGAAGGCUCAAGUGAGUCAAGCUGAAGGACUCCUGGAGCAACUGAAGCAGGAGAUAGCUGAGCUGAGGAAGAGAAGCACUGAGCUGGAGCAGCUCUCACACACAGAGGAUCACAUCCAUUUCCUCCAGAGGUAUCAGUCUCUCUCCAGUAUCAGUGUAUCUUCAGACUUACCCAGCAUCGUUGUCCCUCCUCUUCAGUACUUUGGAGAUGUGAGUAAGACUGUGUCUGAACUGAGAGAGAAACUAGAAGACUUCCUUAAAGGAGAAUGGACCAAGAUCUCCACUACAGUGAAUAUAGUGGAUGUUGUACUGCCUCCAGAGCCCAAGACCAGAGAACAGUUGUUACAAUAUUCCUGUCAGCUCACACUGGACCCAAACACAGCAUACACAUACCUCUCUCUGUCUGAAGGGAACAGAAAGGUGACCUAUACAGGCCAAGUCCAACCACAUCCUGUCCAUCCAGACAGAUUCACCAACUGGUACCAGGUUCUGUGUAGAGAGGGUCUGUCUGGACGCUGUUACUGGGAGGUGGAGAGGACUGGUGGUGUUAUUACAGCAGUCUCAUAUAAAGACAUCAGCAGAACAGGGACAGAUAGUGGAUUUGGACUCAAUAACAAGUCCUGGAGUUUACAGUGCUCUAGAGGUGGUUAUUGUUUCAGACACAAUAAUGUUGAGACUAAAGUAUCAGGCCCUCAGUCCUCCAGAGUAGGAGUGUACCUGGAUCACAAGGCAGGUACUCUGUCCUUCUACAGUGUCUCUGACACAAUGACCCUCCUCCACAGAGUCCAGACCACAUUCACUCAGCCCCUCUAUCCUGGGUUUUGUCUCAAUGGUACUGCUGAGCUAGUUAAACUGUAGUAGGGUCAACAUAGAUACUAGUCAUGCUGGUGUAGUCUAUAGCUGAGCUGGUUAAACUGUAGUAGGGUCCACAUAGAUACUAGUCAUGCUGGUGUAGUCUAUAGCUGAGCUGGUUAAACUGUAGUAGGGUCCACAUAGAUACUAGUCAUGCUGGUGUAGUCUAUAGCUGAGCUGGUUAAACUGUAGUAGGGUCCACAUAGAUACUAGUCAUGCUGGUGUAGUCUAUAGCUGAGCUGGUUAAACUGUAAACUGAUUUGUUAUUAAUUAAAAUUCAAUACAAUGUUUUAAUCUUGUACAUUUCCAUGAAUCAUGAUGUCUGGUGUUGAUGUAUAUUGGUUGUCAUUCAGAACCAUUGAUAUGUUUUCUCAGUUGGUUCUCUGUCUCUAUGUAAUUCUCCUCAGUAUCAUUGAUCAGCUUGUUGGCUCGGUCCUAAUUGAUGUGUUCUCUGUCACCUGGAGCUGCAUGGAAAAUGGUCCAGGAACUAAAGGACAAUUCAGGACUAGUCAGCCCACUAUAAGCUGGUAUCACUUACUUUCUACUAAACUAUAUGGUCUGGUUUCCCAGACACAGAUGAAUCCUAGUCCUGGACUAAACAGUAUGUUCAAUGUAUAUGUCCAGGAAACCGGCCCUAAAUGUGUCAUCUUUCAUCCUCCCAUACUGCUCAGUCCAGCAACAUUAAACCUGUCCAGCAGGUGGUGCCGUUGACCAAACAAUAAAACCAGCAGAUAUCUUGACUUGCCACUCAGUAUAUCAGUAAUGUUCAGAAUAGUACUUUAAUAUCAUUGGAGAUUGAUGGUCUUUUUAAUCCACUAUCCAGAGUCAGGAACAGAUGAAGUUAGGUCUGCUACUGUUCAGUGAUUAAAUAUGAUUUAUGGUGAUGGGAAAUAAUAAAAAACACUCAACUUCA